ACCAAUACAAUUUACCUAGAUAAAAAUGUCAUACCGAAUUAAGACCCCGUAAUAAUGUGAAACUAAACCGUUUUCCAGAAAAUGGCAACACAAAAGCCUGGAGAAUGGGCUAAUACUUUGAUUGUUAGGUUUGAGGAACAGUUACCCUGUCGAAUUGGUCCUCAAACAACUCAUUCUAGCAUUAAUGAAGAACAAAACAAAAAUUGUAUCAUACAAAUAUCUAAAUAUCGUUUUGCACUAGUACUGGAUGGAUUUGUUAAAGUCCUCAAAAGGAUACAUGAAUUGUACCAGACUGGCAUAGGUGGUGGUACAUCUAGGCAACAUGGUCCAGAAUUAGAAAAAAAUUACUAUGAUAGUUUGAUAAUUGUAUUAGAAACAUUAGAAAAAUGUUUCAGUAUCCAACCAAAAGACUCAAUAACUUUAACUAUGGAAGAAAAUAAUAAUUUGAAAUGCUUGUUAAAAGAAAUAUGUGCUUUUUUAGUGGGUAAAGACAUGCCCAGUGAUAACCCAAAUGUCCAUGCAAUAAAACAAUUGGCGAGCAAAGUAUUAUUUGCUUUGAGCGUAAAUUUUUUUAAUGCCGUUUUUAACCGAAUUUCAUCAAAACUUCAAGAACUAGCCUCCUGCCCUGACGAAAACCCAGAUUAUAGUGAUAUAGAAUUAAUACAAUAUAUAAAUGUAGAUGUUGGGAGAUUAACACGGUUGUUACUGGAGGCUAUAUCAAAGUUUCGUUUAUUAAAAAAGUCUGCUCAUCUUGUCUUGGUUAUUUCAUUGGAAAAAGCUAUAUGGAACUGGAUGGAUACAUAUCCAUAUGAAUUUGCUGAGGUACAAAAGAAUCCCUGUGAAGAUAUGACCAAAUGUGCUGAACAGCUUUUUGAUAUUCUGGAUGUGAUUGGUGAUAACAAAAAAGGAAGAUCAUCAGUAUGGUCAUUACAAAUGAUGUUACUGAUACUUGCUCCAAAAGUUCUAGAAGAAAUAAUUAAUGCUGAUAGUGGAGCUCCAUGUUCACCUCGGCAUAGCAAAAAGAAAGUCUUCAUUGACAAUAUCAAAAGAUGUCUUGGAGCUCAUGGUAAUAGCAAACAGUUUACAGAGGCUGCAGCUGUGACAUGUGUGAAACUUUGUAAAGCUUCCACUUAUAUUAGAAUUCUGGAUUCUAAUAAUGUCACUUUUGUUCUAGUUCAAAGUAUAUUGAGUGAUUUAAAGAGCCUGUUAUUCAAUCCUCAAAAACCAUUUUCACGUGGACAAAAUUAUUUAUAUCAAGACAUGGAUUUAAUGAUAGACUGUUUUGUAUCAAUAUUCAGAAUAAAACCACAUAAUAACGACACAAUAAAAGUGUGUCUAAGCUUAACUUCACCACCAACUUUUCAUUUUGUCUUAGUACGAUCACUCUAUAAAAUUGUUACUCAACCGAGAUUGCACUGGUGGCCUCAAAUAGAUUUAGUUUAUAAUAAAGCAUCUGAAUUAAGGGCGAUGUUUACAGAUACCCUUAAUAAAGUUUCUCAAGGUUGUAUAUCUCAUACACCAUUAAGAAUGAUACAAAUUACUUUAAAAGGAAAAGACUGUCAGGGAAAAUCCAAAGACAGAGCAGAAGAAGUUCAUUUACUCCUCUACAUGGUUAGAUUGGUUCAUGCAGAUCCAAUGUUAAUGUUAAAUAAUCAAGGUAAAGCUGGUCACGAAAUUCAAAGCUCUACAUUAGAACUAAUAAAUGGCUUAGUUUCCCUUGUUCACCAAACUACAAUGCCCGAGGUAGCUCAAGAAGCAAUGGAAGCAUUGCUAGUUCUCCACCGUCCAGAAAAAAUUGAAGUUUGGAAUCCUGAAGCACCAAUAAACACAUUUUGGGAUGUGAGUUCACAAGUGAUGUUUUCCAUUUCACAAAAAUUAAUUCAGCAUCAAAUUAUGAAUUAUACUGAUAUUCUUAAAUGGCUAAGGGAGAUUCUAAUAUGCAGGAAUGCCUUCUUAGCUAAACAUAAGGAUUAUGCUAAUUUAGGAAGCUCUAUAGCUAUCUGUAAACAAGCACAUAUAAAACUAGAGGUUGUGUUUUUUAUGUAUCUGUGGAGUAUUGAUAUAGAUGCAGUUUUGGUUGCUAUGAGCUGUUUUGCUCUUCUAUGUCAAGAAGCUGAAAUAAGAUGUGGCUCAGAUGAAGUUACUGUAACAUGUUUAGUUCCAAAUUAUCAUGUAUAUCAAGAGCUAGCUCAGGCAUCAACAGUACUUACGACAGCUUCUGGAGAAAAUAGGGUGUAUUUCCCAGAUCACUUAACUGGAAGGGCGGCGCUUCAGAAACGAAUUAUGUCGUUAUUGAGAAAAAUUGAGCAUUGUGUAAAUGGUGUCCAGCCAGCUUGGGACGAAACUUUUAUGAAUUGGAAUGGAAUGUGUAAAAAUUUGUCAUCCUAUCCCAAACCUAGAGCGGAAGAUUGCCCGAUGGAGUCUUUUCAUAGAUCCGUUGGAAAACGAAGAGCGUCACAUCAAAAUUCUGAACAUGAGUUAGAGGAUCAAAUAAAUGAAUGGGCGAAUAUGACAGGAUUCUUGUGUGCUCUUGGUGGAGUUUGUUUGCAAAGAAAGUCACCGUCUAGGACUCCUUUGUCAACUAGCUCAUAUUCUAGUCUAUCUUCGAUGACAAUAAGUUCAAUUGGAAGUAGUAAUCUUGGGUCUGAAGCAUGUCUUGGCAAUAGGAAAUCCAGUACACUCCAAAGUCAACAAAUACAAGAUCAAAGGCAGUAUUGUCCAGUAACUUCAUUUGUGGAUUUACUAUUACGGUUACUUGUUUGUGGAAAUGAGAAAUUUGGAGCCCAGAUACAAAAACAUGUGAAGGAAUUAAUAGGUCACGAAAUGUCUUCAGCAUUGUAUCCUAUAUUAUUUGAACAAAUAAAAUCAAUUGUAGAUAAAUUUUUCGACCAACUAGGACAAGUAGUUGUUAAUGAGGUUAACACACAAUUUAUCGAACAUAUAAUAUUUAUUAUGAAGAACAUUCUAGACAGUACUAAAAAUGAUCAACCAUCCGAACAUUUAGGUAUAACUAGUAUAGAAAGCAUGAUGCUGGCUGUAGUUAGAUAUGUAAGACAUUUAGAUAUGACUGUCCAUGCAAUCCAUAUGAAAACCAAGUUGUGUCAGUUGGUUGAAACUAUGAUGAGUAGAAGAGAUGAUUUGGCAUUUCGCCAAGAAAUGAAAUUCAGAAAUAAGUUAGUUGAGUACUUAUCUGAUUGGAUUUUGGGCAAUUCUCACCAAAUUGCACCUCCAGGAUCUGCUGAUGUUACAAUUAUCACUAGAGAAUUAGAUCAAGCCUGUAUGGAAGCUGUAGCAGCGCUGCUUCGAGGUCUCCCUCUACAACCAGAAGAAUCUGAUAGAGGAGAUUUAAUGGAGGCAAAAAGUCAGUUGUUUCUGAAAUAUUUCACAUUGUUUAUUAACUUAUUGAGUGAUUGUACGGAAACUCCAGAAGGUGAAAAAGAUAAGGCAAAACCCAAAGUUUACAGUGGAAAGCACGAUAUAUUAAGAAAUGCCACUAUUCAAGCUAUGUCCAACUUACUCUCAGCAAAUAUUGAUAGUGGACUUAUGCAUUCCAUAGAUCUUGGAUAUAAUAAAGAUCUACAAACAAGGGCAGCUUUUAUGGAGGUUUUAACUAAAAUAUUGCAGCAAGGAACCGAGUUUGAAAAUUUAGCAGAAACUGUAUUGGCAGAUCGCUUUGAACAAUUAGUGUUACUUGUUACCAUGAUCAGUGACAAAGGAGAGUUACCGAUAGCGGUUGCUCUUGCUAAUGUUGUUACUACUUCACAAAUGGAUGAGCUUGCCAGAGUUUUUGUAACAUUAUUUGAUGCCAAGCAUUUAUUAGCUCCAUUAUUAUGGAAUAUGUUUUACAGGGAAGUUGAAGUAUCUGAUUGUAUGCAAACAUUGUUCAGAGGAAAUAGUCUUGGAAGUAAAAUAAUGGCAUUUUGUUUCAAAAUAUAUGGAGCUAGUUAUUUACAAACCCUUUUGGAACCCUUUAUUGCCCCAUUAUUGGAUGAUCCUUAUUGCAGUUUUGAAGUUGAUCCAGCUAGACUAGAACCAAAUGAAGAUAUAGAAGAAAACAGACAAAGUUUGAUAGCUCUAACACAGAGGGUGUUUAAUGCUAUUGUUAAUUCAAUCGAUAAGUUUCCUCCACAAUUAAGAUCGAUGUGCCAUUGUUUAUAUCAAGUAUUAAGUAAACGAUUCCCCCAAGCGCCCCAAAAUAAUAUAGGAGCAGUUGGAACAGUGAUAUUUUUACGUUUUAUUAAUCCUGCCAUAGUUUCCCCUCAAGAAAUGGGCAUUGUUAGUAAACCAGUGCCAAAUACUGUCAAGAGGGGACUUAUGUUGAUGUCUAAAAUUUUACAAAAUAUUGCAAAUCAUGUUGAAUUUAGUAAAGAACAACAUAUGCUUCCUUUCAACGAUUUUCUAAGGGCGCAUUUUGAAAUUGGGCGAAGAUUCUUUGUUCAAAUUGCACUUGACUGUGAAACUGUUGAUCAAACCUCACAUUCCAAGUCAUUUAUUUCUGACGCCAACGUUUUAGCUUUACAUAGAUUAUUAUGGAACCACCAAGAAAAAAUUGGGGAUUAUUUAUCCAGCAGUAGAGAUCAUAAAGCGGUAGGAAGAAGACCUUUUGAUAAAAUGGCAACAUUGUUAGCAUAUUUAGGGCCCCCUGAGCAUAAGCCAGUUGAUUCUCAUAUGCUUUUUUCUGCUUAUGCAAGAUGGAGCUCAAUAGAUAUGUCAUCAAAUCAUUUUGAAGAACUAAUGGUCAAACAUAAUGUACUUGAAAAAGAGGAGUUCAAAUCAAUAAAAUCUCUAAACAUAUUUUACCAAGCUGGUACUAGCAAACUAGGGAAUCCGGUAUUCUACUAUAUUGCUAGACGAUAUAAGUUUGGAGAAACUAACGGAGACUUGCUAUUAUACCAUGUAAUAUUGUCAUUAAAACCUUUCUGCCACUCUCCUUGGGAAAUUGUGGUGGAUUUUACACACACCUGUACAGAGAACAGAUUUCGAACUGAAUAUUUACAGAAAUGGUUUUAUGUUCUACCUGAUGUUGGUUAUGAGUGUCUAACUGCUGCUUAUGUAUAUAAUUGUAAUAAUUGGGUUCGAGAAUAUACUAAAUUCCAUGACAGACUUUUACUACCACUUAAGGGAAAUAGAAAAAUGAUUUUCAUCGAUUCUCCGAAUAAGUUGAAUGAUUAUAUAGAACCUGAUCAACAAAAAUUACCUGGAGCGACAUUGAGUCUUGAUGAAGACCUAAAAGUAUUUAGUAAUGCUUUAAAAUUAUCACAUAAGGAUACUAAAGUCGCUAUCAAGGUGGGUCCUACUGCUAUUCAGAUAACUUCUUCUGAAAAAGCUAAAGUACUCUCUCAUUCUGUUCUACUGAAUGAUGUUUAUUAUGCAUCUGAAAUUGAAGAAGUUUGUUUGGUAGAUGAUAAUCAGUUUACGCUUACUAUAACAAAUGACAGUAGUCCUCUUAGUUUUAUUCAUAACGAAUGUGAUAGUAUAGUGCAAGCUAUUAUUCAUAUAAGGAAUCGAUGGGAACUUAGUCAACCUGAAACAGUAACAGUUCACCAAAAAAUAAGACCAAAAGAUGUCCCUGGUACGCUAUUAAAUAUGGCGUUGUUAAAUUUAGGAUCUUCAGAUCCAAAUUUAAGAACGGCUGCUUAUAAUCAGUUAUGUGCCCUUACAGCUACAUUUGAUUUAAAAAUAGAGGGCCAGUUAUUAGAAACGCAAGGACUGUGUAUUCCCUCCAAUAAUACAAUAUUUAUCAAAUCAGUAUCAGAAAAAUUAGCAACGAACGAGCCCCAUCUAACUUUAGAGUUUUUAGAGGAAUGUAUACAAGGAUUUAGAGUUUCAAGUAUAGAACUCAAGCAUUUAUGUUUAGAAUAUAUGACACCUUGGCUGCCUAACCUCGUGAGAUUUUGUAAAGCAUCAGAAGAAAAUAAAAGACAGAAACAAGUAGCUGGCAUUAUAGAAAAAUUAAUUCUACUGACAAUAGAAGAAACACAAAUGUAUCCAUCUAUACAAGCAAAAAUUUGGGGGUCAAUUGGACAAGUUCCGGAACUGAUAGAUAUGGUGCUAGAUAAUUUUAUUUAUAGGUCUGUUAACUCUGGAUUAGGUUCACCAAUGGUAGAAAUAAUGGCGGAUACUGCUGUGGCUUUGGCAUCAGCGAAUGUUCCUUUAGUUGCUAAGAAAAUCAUUGGUCGGCUCUGCAAGGUAGUGGAUAAAACGUGUCAGUCUCCAACUCCUCUGCUUGAACAACACAUGAUGUGGGAUGACAUAGCCAUCUUGGCGAGAUAUCUCCUUAUGUUGUCAUUUAAUAAUAGCUUAGAUGUGGUUCGACAUUUACCUUAUCUUUUUCAUACUGUUACAUUCCUGGUUUGUUCUGGAUCUUUGAGUAUGAGAGCAUCCACUCAUGGUCUGGUGAUAAAUAUUAUUCAUUCACUUUGCACUUGUACAAAACCUUCUUUUUCUGAAGAAACUCGAAGAUUACUGAGGUUGUCUUUGGAUGAGUUUUCACUACCAAAGUUUUAUUUACUUUUUGGAAUAAGCAAAGUGAAGUCGGCAGCUGUUACAGCCUUUAGAUCAAGUUACAAACAUUCUAAUGAAAAAAAUGAAAAAUGGCAUGGCAACGACAUAAGUUUUACGGGUAAUCAGGAUAGGGAAAGAUUAUCUUUAACAUCUUUAGAAGUAAUAACAGAUGCUUUAUUAGAAAUAAUGGAAGCGUGUAUGAGAGAUAUUCCUGAUUGUGAUUGGUUAAACAGUUGGACAUCUUUAGCUAAGUCCUUUGCAUUUUGUUUUAAUCCUGCUUUACAACCUCGAGCAUUAAUAGUUUUUGGUUGCAUAAGUAAAAGUGUAACUGAUAGAGACAUGAAACAUUUACUUAAAAUAUUAGUCAAAGCUCUUGAAAGUUUUAACGAUAUAGUGUUAAUAGAAGCUAUAGUUAUGUGUUUAACAAGAUUGCAACCUUUAUUAAGACCUGAAUCUCCAGUACAUAAGGCUCUCUUUUGGGUAGCUAUUUCAGUCUUACAACUAGAUGAAUCUUCUUUAUACGCUUCUGGAUUGGCAUUACUGGAACAAAAUUUACAUACUCUUGAUUCCCAAGGAAUGUUUGAAGAACAGUCAUUGGAAAAUGUUAUGCUGCAAACAAGAGAGCCUCUUGAAUGGCAUUUUAAACAGUUGGAUCAUGCAAUGGGCUUAAGUUUUAAAGCAAACUUCCAUUUUGCUCUGGUAGGUCAUUUGCUCAAGGGAUAUAGACAUCCCACACCAACUACGGUUUCAAGAACUGUUCGGAUAUUAACUAUGCUAUUAACAAUUGUUUCAAAGCCACACAAAAGAGAUAAAUUUGAAGUUACACCUGAUAGCGUAGCUUACCUUACAGCUCUGGUCGGAUUUUCGGAAGAAGUUAAGAGUAGAUGUCACAUCAAACACUCACUAUCUCGUACCGUGACCGAUUCUAUAUCUCAAGAUAACUUCAUAAUAGAUAGUGUUCAAAAUCCUAGUACCCAGCAUGGAUCAAAUUCGGGAGGUACUUCUGGUAAUGUAAAUCGGCGUCAGAAAUCGUGGGAUUUACUAGAUCAGUCGGCUUUGGCUCAAGCUAGACAUAAACAGCCCUCUGUUAUUCAGGGACAACACCAGGUAGAAAUCACAAAUUCGACAGCUAAUAAGGGCUGGCGAAGUUUAGAUUUAACCCAGAGCCCGUGCGUUCAGCCGAAUGGUGGCUUAACCCGGCCUCUAUAUAGAACCCAGAGAUCUAGAUCUGUGCCCGUUCAACAGAAUCCCCCACCGAACGUGUCAAAUCAAAGCCCCGCAAAAACUGCACGAGCUCUCUUCAAAACACAACGUUCUUUUUCCAUGCCAACUCCAAAAGAACCAAAACCUCUUGAUGAUGAAAGUAAUAAGAAUCGAAGUACCAGAGUUUCAGUUAGCAAUGAAAAUAACGUUCUACUAGACCCAGAAGUACUGACCGAUUUUUCCACCCAAGCUUUGGUUUUAACAACUUUAGCUACACUUGUUAAGUAUAGCACUGACGAAGCAGAAACACGAACAUUGUAUCAAUAUCUUUCAGAAGGCGCAGUUGUUUUUCCAAAAGUGUUUCCCGUAAUUUAUAAUCUAAUAGAUAUGAAAAUUAACAAUGUUCUAUCGUCAUGCCACGAUCAAGAAAUUUUAAGUGCUGUAAGAAGUAUAAUCCAAAAUAUGAUAGCAUGUGAAGAUACUGAGCAACAACAAUUACAUUAUUUACAAAGCUGUGGUUUUGGAGGGCUGUGGAGAUUUGCUGGACCAUUUAAUAAGUAUAACAAUAUGGCGGAAAGCAGCGAAUUAUUUGUAAACUGUUUAGAAGCAAUGGUAGUAACUUGUCUUCCAGUUGAUGAAAAUGAGGCAGAAAAUGGAGAGAUGAUGCAGUACCCAUCAAUGUUAAGUGUUAGCUCCAAUAUGAAUCUCUCAUCUAGUCUUUCGAGUCUUAACCUAGGAUCUCCAACAGAAAAAGAUUUGAUUCGUGAUGUCGAAGGAGGUAGCACAACAUCUCUGGGACGAAGUUCAUGUAGUAAACAGCGUAGUAUCAAAAACAAAGCACAUAUUCAUUCAGAAAACUCAUCUAUACACGAAUAAGAAAAAAAUGGUUAGAAGAAAGCUUGUCAUUUUUGUAGUACAUGUCAUCAGGCCAAAAUGUGACUUAGAUUUGGGUUUCAAUCCAAAAAAAUUGAACACAUAUGUGUCAAAAAGUUGACCUUUUGAUGACAGGCAUUUUUGAAUGUCUUCGAUUUUAUAGUUUAUUUGUUCUUGUGAAUAAUUUUAGAUGGUCCUCGAUUGAAUUUAUGAAUAUAUAAUUUAUCAUUUUAUCAUCUUAUCAUAACUUAUUCUGGUAUGCACAUGGGCUAUUAAUAUUGAUAUCUAAUCAGGGAAGUGUAUAUGGAAACAAUAAUAUUAAUCACCUCCAAGCUUUAUUAAAAUUUAAGAAAUCGUAUCAAGCCCUUUUAAAACAAUAUGAAACAUUGACGUGGUUACAAGUAGUAAUGAUGUAAUUAUGAUAAAUAUGGAUAGUUAUGAUUUACUUGUACUUUAUUAUACAAUAUUUUUUUUUUAAUUUUAAUUUGAUGUUUCUUUAUAAAAACAUGCUAAAUUUAUUAUUACUUAUAAAGGUUUAAGUGAUUCCUAGUGAUAAUUGCUAAGCAAUGCUAAUAAGAGUUACCAAUUCAUAAAUACAGAUCUAAUUAAAUGCAACACAUGUCGUUGUACAAUAAUUCUAAAAAUUUUUAUAACAAUUAGGUACGUAUACAAUUUUAUAUAACAACUGACUGUUGAAGAAAUUAGUUUAAUCUUGUAGUUUUGAAAAUUAUUUGUUCUCAAUCUAUCGAAGAAAAUAAAUAAGGAAUAAGACUUAUUAUGUUUAACCUUCUGCCGUGAAUAUAAGGAGUGAAAAUUUGCAUAUAUUCAUAAAAUUAUCCAAGGAUAUGAAAUGAUAUUCAGAACUAUCUGUCUCAAAAGCGUUCACCGAAAUUACGCUUAUUCAGCUUAUUAGCUGAACUUUCGCCUAGGCACAAAAAUAACCAAAAGAUCUUUUCUAAAUGAUACAGAUUAUCCUAUAAAAAAUGUGACCUUUAAUAUUGAUCAAAUUUCUAAAUCGAAAUGUAAUGUAUUACAAUAUGAAUGUAAUUUACAAAUCAAGUAACAUUCAACUCUGUAUAAUAAAUUCAACUUUAGCUUUGUUUCAAAAAGUGAAUAAUAUGAAAUCAGUGUUUUGUAUCUUUUAUGGAAACAUCUACAAACAUUUUUGAUGUCUAGGUUAGUAAUCUUUACCUCAAUUAAUUAAAAAUGAUUGAAUUUUUUGAAUAUAAGAAUGAGCUCAUGACAAUACUUUCUCUUACUGACCAGUAACAUUUAAACUGGAUAUAAUAUAUGACUGAUAUUUAUUAUUAUUUAUUUACUGUUAAUGUGUGGAUUAAAACUGGCUACCUUUGAUUAAUUCACAUUUGUUAGCAAGUUGAGUGUUAAAAAUUUCAUCUGCAAGGAUAAAUAUUCAAUAGUGUUACAACUAUGGAAAUAUUUUAAUGUCAUAUAAAAUAUUAUUUUAAGUAAUUAAAAAUAUAUUUUAGAACACUUACAAAAGAAUUUUUUGGAGAGUAGACUAAAUUGCUAGACAUUUUUCAGGAUGAUAUAUAAAUCUUUCAAAUAAUUCUAUAUAAAACUAGGAGAUAAUUAUACAAACAAAAAAGUAGUUAAAGAAACUUUAAUUGCUAGUGAUUCUGUAGAACCAGAAAAAUUUCUGUUGGAAGGAAUAUCAUUAUUUUAUACACCUGAAGAAACAAAAGUUCUCUUAAUUAGGCCCAUUGUAAAAUUGGGCAACUUUUUCGGCCUUAAAAUCGAAUAAUUUUGUAAAACUGGGAUUUUGUACAAAGUAGAAUUAAAUUAGAUGACCAUAAUUGUUAAAAUACUUAAUAUGUCUGAAAAUUAUGUAGCGAGACAUUCAAUAUGUGUUUAUAUUACAAUAAAUAUUUGAAUUAUGAUAAUCUGCACAAAGAAUCUGAAUAAGAUAAACCUGAAACUGUUAUGUUAUAGAACAACAUAAUUGUUUUUAUCCCAAAAAACAAUCAUCAAUUUAUAUUAACUAGCAACGAAUAAAGGUCUUUUAUUCUUAAAAAAUAUGCAAAUCUAUACGUGAAUUACUAAAGGUACCUGGUUUUUUUUAUUAUAAAUAUUUUGUUUAUUGAGUAAGACAAUAAAAUCAUUGUGAAAAAUUUGAUAACAACUAUAUAAUUAUUUAUAAAAAUUAUUUUAAUUCGAGAAAAAUAUGUUUUUAAUAACGCCUGGUGGCAUGUACUGUAACCCAGAGUUGUGAGGAGAACCUUAUAUUUCCUAGUAAAGGUGAAAAAAUGAAAUAUUUCAUAUAUGAUUGUUUGAACUUUAUAAAAUAAACGAACAAAGUUUGGAAGAUGUUGUGCUGUUAUCUCUUCUUUUCAAAGUUAUUUGGUCUCCUACAACUCUAUUCAAGAGUUGUGCUCAUUUUUUUCAUAAAACAUAAAGUUUUGUAAGAUUAAUCCAGAGGAUAUCUCAUUAAGACUGCUAAUUUUUAUUAACGUACAAGGUUUAAAAAUGAAAUAUAUUGAGGUAAAGAUUGACGUAAAUGUUUCUUCUAACUAUUCGUUAUUAAUAUAUUCUAAAUAAACUUAAGGAUAUGUGAAACAAAAUGUACAAAAUAUUAAUAUAUUGUCAUUGUUUGCAUUCGUUUCAUGCACAAAAAUUUAUUUAAUUUUUUAUAUACAAUAUACAUCUCAGUAUUUUUAAGACUUUUUUCAUUACUAAUAAUUGCUUUCUGUUUAUUUUUCGUUUCAUCCAAAUAAUAUCUAGUUCUUAUUUACAAUUUGUAGUUGAUUGAUAUUUUUUAUCUCUCAAGAAUUUAAUGAUAUCAAUCUCCUGCCUAAUAAGUGCUUGGUCUUAUAAGAUUUUCAUUAUAUAUUUAUUUUACAUUUGAUUUUACCCGUGUUAAAAAAAUAUUUUUUAAUGUAAAUAAUUCAUUGAGUAUGCUAUUGAUCUACUGCAUCAUGUAUUUUUAUCAGAAUAGUUCCUGCAAAAGGAUUAGAAACUGUUUUCAAGACACAUUUUUUUAUUGUUUCUAAACGUUAACAAUUCCGAAAUUUAUCAUUUUAGUUCCGAUUCUUUAAUAAAAAGAAAAAAAUCCAUUAUUUUAGUCGCUAUGCAUAUUUUGUUAAUAUAAUAACAUUCAAUCUCUCAAUAUUUUAUAAAUGCCAUUUAAAACUAAAACAAUUAGGUUUUAUGGUUCCGAGAAAUCAUCCAUGAUGCCUAGAAUACUAGGUUUUUAACUACUACGAGGUAUACUGCACAAAUAAGGAUAUAAUUCUAUUAAAUAAUCUCCGCAUCUGUUAUUAUGCAGUACCAACUUCUGUUCUAAUAUUUUCCGACUCAAAAAAUUAUUACUAACACUUUUGACACAUUUGGUCAAUAAAUUUAGUUUUACAAUAUUUAAUUAUCUGAAUCAAUUCCUCUACGUUCAAUUAAUACUCAAACUUUUGAACAACUUUAUAGGAAUAUUAAUUAAUUAUCAACAGAUUGGUUUUAUGUUCAAAGAACAAUAUUAAGAUCCUACUUAUUGUAUUGCAUUUGAUCACUUAAAAGAAGGUAUAAGUACUAACUAUCUUAUUCGAAAUAAGAAUUAAAAAAAUUUUCACAUAUCCCAUUUUUUCCAAAUAUUGUCUUAAUGUACAAAUUUGUAGUUAAUAGUUCUUAUUGUGAUCACGUCAAAUAUUGGAUUUUUUGAGGAACUAUUAUCAAUCUAAACUAAGCAAUUAAACUUAAGAGUUUCAAGUUACUGUAUGUUACUGCUUUAUUAACAUGAAACUAUCGAAUGUUACGAACCAAUUUUAUGUAAUUUAAGGUCGAUACAACAUACAACGAUUCAAUUCAGGUACUACUAAUAGUCAUUAAUGUAUUGUUAUACCAUCAUAUAUUUUAGUUCUUGCAGAUAUGCCAGUUGGUGAGCUAAAUAUUGUAAUUUUUUUCCAUUGUUCCUUUAUCAAAGCUAAUUCUAUCACGUAUUUGAUUUUUUUUAAUUAGAAACAAGUGACAUAUUUUUCUGUUUAUUUUAAUCGAUCUCCAGAAAAUUUAUGAUCAAUGAAAACAGUAUACUAUUAUAGACAGUUUAUAGAAAACGAAAAUGUUUCACAAAAUUUGUAAACUAGCUCCAUAUAUAACAAUUUUUUUGUCUGGUAUAGAUAGAUGACUUCUUUUCAUUAAGAUAAUCUCAAAACUUAUAAUAAUUCACAAGUAAUAUUGAUUAGAUUGUAUCAAAUUAACAAAUUAUAUAAGUAUAUUUUAGUAUCCAAAUGGUUUUUUUGUUUGAAAAUGUUAAUUUUGUCUGUGAUCUAUAUUCUGCGGUUUUUUGAUUGACAAAUUUUUCUAAACUUGAUCAUACAAAGACAUUAUUUUAUAGCCUAUUCCAUACAGAUAAUGACCUAUAUAGUCCUACGUUGAAUGAUUAUAGAGAGCAUCUGAACUUUUAUGUAAUGCAAUGAAAAUAUACGAAGCAAGACAUGGGUAACUAUCAAACAUAUUAUGUAGCAAAAAAACAAGAGCACACUACAUGAAUACCAUACAUAUAACACUUAAUUGAUUAUAACAAAGCAAUGAAUAAACAUUGAAUUUUAAAUAUAUAGUUUCACACACAUUACUUUUCAAGAACUAAUGAAGAUUUGAUAUAUAAAAUUCUUAUUUUGGAAUCAAUCGCACUUUAAUAGUUUUGAAAAUAAAAUUAGAAACAAGAGAUCUACAUCCUCUUUUAUUCCUGUACAUAAAUACACCUUUUUUUUGCCUUUUCCUCUUUGGACAAAUAUUUUACAUAUCCCCAAUAUCAGCUAAGCCAAUCAGUCCGACCGAAAUUUUCUCACGCAUCAGCUCUGACAGUAGUGGUAGAAUUGGUACAAUAAAAUACUGGUUUCUCUAUUAUUAAUAUACAGCCUUUUAUCUUACCUGGUCACUUCACAUUGACAAUUUUACCUACUAGAAAUUCAUAAUGUCUUAUAUAUUACUCGUUAGUCCGUCUGGGAACUAGGUUGAAUGCAGGGCGAUGUUUUGUUUACACUAGUACUUUGAGAGUAACCAAAAUUGACAUGUCAAGGUGGCUUCUCGGUAGUGAACAGUGUUAGAUCAAGAUGAUAUUUUGUUGCGAGACUACAGCUGUCAUAAAUUUUAUUUUUGCGUUCUCAUGAUACACACUUUGUGCAAAAAUUUUAUAGUAAUGUUAAUGAGAGAUCGAAAUCUUUAAUGCGUUACUCGUUAAGCUGUCUAAGAACUGGGUUAAUGAAGAGUAAAGUACCUUUCACACCAGAAUUUUUAAAUUUGAUUAAUUACAAGAUUAACGAUUUCUAUCCCAUGGCUAUAACUUCGUUUAAUAAAGAAGUGAGUUGAAAUUUCUGGUAUCCCUGGCGAUAAUCAUACUGAUGACACUAUGUUCUAUAACUGCACUAAAAAUCAUAAUUACUAUGUCUCAUAGACUUAAUAGUGAAACUUCUUUUGUAAAAAAGAGGUAUAUUUUCAUAUUUUCCCAAGUAUAUACAUGAACUUUUUUUAUACCCUUUCUUAAUAAAAGUUUUCUAAUGAAGGUAGUUAUAGGUUAGGAGUCUUUGGGCGAUUGGAACCAACUGAAAUAUUGUGCUGCUAUUUUUAUCUUUGCAGCUUAUUAAACAUCAAUUAAAAUAAAAUAGUUAAUGAAAACUUUGAUGUUAUUUGGUUAUGACAAACUAUAUAUUGAAGCAAUGUUAACAUUUUCAUACAUUCCAAUGAGCUAUUCACUUCUUGGGCGAGUUAUUGGGCAAGUUCUUAAUUUUAUUUCAUAAUCUACAAUAAAUACUAUUAUUUUAUCAGCCUUUAACUGAAAUUUUCCCAUGCCUUAAUUUUUAAGAGCUAUUGCAUAAAUAGUACUCAUUAACGCGUUUUCACCUGGCAUAUGCGUAAAAAAUAUUGUUUUAUAUAGUAUAAGGCUCAUUGCUUUACAAUGAUUUUUUUUCUUGUACCAACAACGUUGACAAGAAUAUUGUAAAAAUAUAAACGUUUAAUGAUAUAGUUUUUGUGAAGGUAUUACACAUAAUUAAAUCCUUCAAUAAUACAUUUACAAUAGAUAUUUGAAAUUUUUCUGUUUUUAGAUAAAACUGAAAAGAUAUUUAUUUUAAAAUUUCAUUUAUAUUCAUAAUUCAAUCCUUCCUUUAGAUAGGUGUCGUUCACAAGCGAUAUUAAAGUGGUUCCUUUUACAACAUCUAACUUAACAUUUAUGUGGGCAAUCAUUUAUUCGGCAUGUGCCUUUACAUCUUUAACAAGUGAAUCCGAUUCACAUAAUUCAAGAGCAAUAUUUUAAAAUAGUAUAUAUGGGUAUUUUAAAUGUGUACAUAAUUUUAUAUAUUUGACAAUAAGUGGUUGCUUUUGAGAAUGUGACUGAAAUUAAUAAUUGGCAUACUGUUACAGUACUGAACACACUGUUUACACUACACCAACACUCACAAUUCCACUGUAUGUCGCGCGUUUCGAUAACCAAGUUAUCGUCUUCAGAGAAUGAAGGUAAACUCACUCUACCUUCUACCUCAAUUUACCUUCAGUCUUUGAAGAAGAUAACUUGGUUAACGAAACGCGCGUCAGUGAGUUUUGGUGUAGUGAUAAUGUAAACACUGUGUUCAGUAUAAAUAGCAAAAACGGUUCCAAAAAUUCCAAUUUAUUAAUACUAAUUACAGUAUUACAAUUACAAGAUCAAUGUAACUUUCCAUACCGAGAUAAAAGUAUCUUUACUUAGAGAAAAUAUUGAUAUUAACUCAAUUAUUUCAUACAAUGCAUGGAAUUAAGCUAGUGAAUUUAGGAGGAGUGAGGAAAAUAAGGCAGUAGCAAAGUAUUGGAACUAUCAGCUUUUGCAUCCUUCGCAGUAACUUGUUGAAUCUUUAAUUCAAUAUUUGAUAGCAUUCUUCCAAACCACUAGCUUAACUAAAGAUAAUCCAAAUAUGCAAAUGUUUGUAGACAAUUAUUCUUUUGAUACAUUUCUAUUUUGGUGCUUUUAAUCAACCAUUUCUAUGUUGAUUAGUAUCUUUCGACAGUUUAUUACAAUGCACCAUGUCUUUUUCAUCAUUUUACAUGUUAUUUCUUACUAUAGUUAAUGUACUGUUAAUAGAUUUGUAUGUGUCUGUAUUUUCUAUGUCAUAGAGGAAGGAGGUUUGGAUUGUGUAUAUUGAUGACUAAUAUUUUUUUCGGAAGCUCAUAAUUGCCAUUAUAUUCAGCUUAACGUUUAUUUAGAUUACGUUCAGCCCAUUGAAUUGAUCGUGCGAAGUCGAUUGUCGACCUACCUUAACUUGCUUCCAUAACUGUUUUCUUUUACUUCCUAUAAGAGUAAAACAAUAGAUAUAUUGAAUUUAGAUAAUGAAAAUUCCUCAAUCCUUCAGUCAUUAUCACUACAGUUAACUUGAUCCUUAAAAAGUAAACAGGCAUAUUAAAACGAGAAUAAUCUCAGUGACAAUAAUCCAGCUUGAUAUCAAAAUCUCGAACAUUCAGACUCUGGUGUAAGACCAACCCUUGUGGCGUAUUAAAGAAUGUGAAUAACUUCUACAACUAACUAAAAAUUUCAAUUCAAGGAGUAAUUUUUGACAUAUAUGUGAAAGUCAUAGCUCACUUGUUUUGAACAGUCAUAUUUUAUAUCGUAAUAUAAAUGUUUUGUUUUAAAGAGUGGCUGCUCGUCGUGCUAAAUAAAUUGACGUGUAUAAUACGAAAGUUAACGUUUUUUUAAUGUUUUGGAGAAAAUGGCGUCGACAUUUCUAAAUCGAAGACAUGAUUAGUGCCUGUAAUUUGGCAUAGAGUUCUACAGUGUGGAGAUAGUUUAAAUGUGUGAUUUUCGUUUGCAAGUACUACUGCUGCUCCUAGUCCCUUAGGUUUUGUGGAUACGUCCGUGUACAUAAAAUGAUUUUGUUUAAAGCUUACUCCCGUAAAAGUACAGAAUGAUUGUGCUAUUAAAAAUUGGGUGUUUCUUCUUUUUUAAGCGGGCUCAUGUUUACGUUAAUGCUUGGAAGGGAAGGAAUGAAAUGGAAGAGUUUGUUUGUUUCCAAAUGAGUGUUUAAAGCAUCUGUAUUAAUGUUGCGAUUAACAGGAUUAUUUUUCCGGUGAGACAGUGAAGACUUUCAUUAUGUGUUGUUCGAAAUGCGGCAGUAGCGAUUCUUAGUGCAGUGUUUUGCAAUAUGUCUAAUUGUUUAAGAUAUGUUUUCUCACAUGAUGCGUCAACAAUGAUCAUAAUCGACUGGCAAUUGUUUUUAAUAGAUUUAGACCAUUUUUGUAGACUUUCUUGAGGUAAUUGAUAUGUUUCCAAGUUUCACUGAAAGUUAUGCCCAGAAAUUUAAUACUUUCCACAAAUUAUAAAUUUUGACCGUUUAAGAUUAGUACGGGUCUUAUUGUAUUAGGUCAUAUUUUUACCUUCUGUAAAUAGAACUAAAUCAUCGGCAUACAAUUUUCUUUUAACCGAUGAAGAGAAUUUAUCGACGAUAUCGGAGGGUAGAGCUUAUUGUAGAUCCUUGUGGAAUCUUUAAAAGGUUAUUUCUUGAUGCAGAUCUAGAAUAAUAAUUUUGAAAUUUGUUAUCACAAAAAUAUAUAAUUUCUAUUGUUACAUGUAACACUAUCACAUUUUUAAUAUAAAAUAUGCAUUUAAAGUUUUUAUGAUAUGUUACAUAUUUUCUCCACAUGUUGUGGUACAUAUUGCUUUUUUAUUAUUUACAUUUGCACCUAAGGAUAAUGUAAUAUUUACUAAUUUUGCUCUAUGGAUGAAUAAAAUUAUUAACUUAAUCUACAUAAAUAUAUACUAUCAAUAUCUCUAAAAUUUUAAUUCUAAACUGAAAAUAAUGUGAAUAGAAAAAUCUUUCAAGUCCAAUUUUGCAAUACUGUAUAAAACAAUAUUGUACACUACAAAAACCUUGUUUAAAUUGUAAAGUGUUGAGUUUUAGCAUAUAUUCAUUAUUGAAAAUGGUUCGCAAUAUUUAAGUGAUCAUAAUUAGGUAUCAUUUUUUUCUGAAUUGGUGAUGUCAUUCAGUAUUCCUAGUAAUAUAGCUACUUAUGUCUUUUAGGUUGUCAAUAGUUGCUAAAUUUUACCUGUCAACAAAAAUGAUUGGCAUAAUGUUUUUAUUAAAAAAUAAUGCAUUUGCACUGUAAAUCAAACAUAUUUUUACAUAAUUCUAGUUAGCGUCAACUUAUCUGGUUUUAUGUGCAUAAUCAUUAUAGAGAUGGUACCAUAAUAACAGAAAUAUGAUUGGGUUGGCGACAAAGUAAUUUCGGUUUUGUAAUAUAGAAUAAAACACUUUUUUUAACAAAGGAUAGUUUUUUAUCAAUUAUAUAUUUUCCAUUUUACUCAAUGACCUUUUGCUAACUAUCUUUCAGCUUAAUGAUACCGCGCUCAUAAAAUUUCUGGUUCUUAUCAGCAAAAAACUGAAUCGGGUGCGAUUGAAGGUCAUCGUCAUUUGUGAAAGUUUGGCCAUAUUGGCUGUAUGGGGGAUGAGGCAUCACUUCCCAGUCAAUAGUUUCCUACAAGUUGCCAAAGAUGUGUGAGUCCUUGCAUAAGCAUGGGCCGCUUUUUUUUUAUUGCUUCAUCCAAUUUCAUUAAUUGUUGACAGUAAACAUCAGAAUUGAUCGUUUGGUUCUUUGGAAGAGGCUAAAAAACACAACACCUUUGUAAUCCCACCAAACUGACAGCAUGAGCUUUUUUUUGUUUUUUUGCCUCCUUCGAUGUGGUUUUUGCUGGUUCAUCAUAUUUGCUUCAUGAUUGUUUUCAAACUAUGUUACUGUACAGGACCCAUUUUUCGUCACCAGUGAUGAAGGGUAGGUGUCAUGUCGUUUAAGGUGCUUAUCGCAAAAGUUAAUUCUUUGUAUUAAAUGACUUUCUUUCAAUUCGUGAGGUACCCAAAUAUCAAGCUUCUAAACUAACUCAAGACAUUUUGAGUGUUUUGCAAUUGUUUUGUGUAGCUUCAUCACAACCUCUCGAAUAGUUAUAUGGCGAUACUCUUCAGUUAUGACUUUGAUUUGGUCAUCAUCAACUUCAGUAGGCCGAUCAGAUCGUUGCACAUCUUUAAGGGAGAAAUUUCCAGAACGGAAUUUUUUAUACCAAUUCUGACACAUGCGCUCUGUUAAACAAUCAGCGGCUUUACUACAAAUUUUGGGUUCCUGUGCAGAGAUCCUCUCGGGUCCCCUCUGUAAGUGACAAAAUAUAAUCAAAUUAUUGCUUUAAAAAUACCAAAAGAUUCUUCUAAGAACAAUUAUUAAAAUAAAACAAUAAAUUUAUUACGUUUUAAAUCUCUUUAUGAACUUAAAUUGCAAACAAAUAGGAACAAAUAAUAUCACUUUCUGAAAAAAUGGUAAAAAUAUAUAAACUAAAAAAGUCUCCUAGCCUUUGAGUUCGCAAAACUCUUUAUGAUGUCCUUUAAAUCUAGUGAAGAUGCAAGUUUGUGUUCAAUAGCAAUCAGGUUGCAAAGUCCUUCUUCACCUGUAUUUGCCCUUAAAUAAUUUUUUAUAAUCUUCAACUUACUAAAGUUCUUUCAACAUUAGCCACCGUUACUGAUAAGGUAAAAAAGAGACGAAAUUCCGUAUAGAUUUCUGCAAAAUCGCUUUCCAUUAACAUUUGGAAUAGGCUGCUAACCGACAUAUUUUUCGUAAUUUCGAACUCAAUCAAGUUUGCCAUUUGAAUAAACUGGUUUGUAAAACAAACAGAGAUAAUCUGCGACAUUUUCCUUCAUAGGAAGAAUCCAACAAAAACUUUGGCUCUAAAAAGUUAAAAUUAUUUUUUAAUGUACCAUUGAAGAAAAUUUGUUUGUUGAAUUAUGUAGUCAAUUACAAAAUUAAAUACGUUGAAAUUAAACGCUCUUUUCCUAUUUUCGAAGCGGUGGUCACGUGCUAAUCGUCAAAAGUGUUUUUUAAUUGCUGGUUGUCGCUUUGUUUGGAAAUUUGGAUUUACAUUACAUUUUUUGGAAAGAUCGACAGUUUCUUUUUGGUCAUAAGAAUUCCGAAAGAUAAUCAUUGUGACAUUUACUUGUUCCAAAGCUUUACUUGCUUUAUUUAAACAACGUUUUGUUUUUGCAAAAUUUUAGAAGUCUUAGCCAUAUUAAUUCGAUUAAGAAUUUUAAACAUAAAAACCGUAGUGAAAACAAAUUCAAAUGUAGCCAUUUUAUUCUUUAGACUAGCGGCUUCUCUUUCUUCCUUUUUUGGGGAUUUAAGCUGAGUAGAUAUCUGUUAAACAUUUUAAGAUAUCCAAAAACCGAAGCUUUACUGCUAGGACAGAAUGAGCUCAUCCAGACCACCUAGUGGAAUUUAAGGUCUUUAAAGUUAUUUCAGAGUCGCCACAGUAUGAGGAAAGAAUAUCCCAUCUUUUAAUACUAAACGCAAAAAAAUUGUAUAUAUUUUGAAGUAUUGCAAAAAAGUGUUUAUUUCUUUGCAAUUUGAACCGUCAUCGUUAAUUACCAGAUUGAGGUUGUGACUAGCGCAGUGCACAUAAUCUGCGUUGGGUUGUAUGAGCUUGACAAAGGCUUGGACCUCAUUGUAUACGCCACUCAUAACGCCGGCACCACCAUACCCUUAACAAUAACAUUUUUCUAUAGGAAUAUUUAGACCCUUUAGAUGAUUAACAACAAAGUCCGUCAUCUCUUUUGCCAACUGCUGUUGCCCUAACUCAAAAAAUUCCAGAAAAUGUUCUUUUAUUUCAGAAUUCAUUGCCUGUUUAUUUUCAUUUCUUAACAUUUACAGUUCUUAUCACUAUGCUAAAUUGAUCAUUUUUUGAGAUAUUCUGUGUGUUAUCCAAAACAAGUGCAAAGAAAGGUGCCGAAUUGAUUCGGGAAACAAUUUUCUGCGUAGUUGCACUGGAUAAAGACUGUAUAAGUUCAUAUUGGACUUAAAUAUUUUGUAUUUCCUUUGGGUAUUUUUAUGACUUUCAUCAUAACAUGAAACCAACUUAACAAAUGAAAGAAAAUUGUCAUUACAGCCUUCAGAAUCGAAAACGUUUUGGCUAUUGGCUUAGCUAUUACUGUGUGAAGUAAUUGGGAAAGAUAGAUUUUUCCAGUCUCUUAAGCGUGUUCGUCAUUUAUUAUCGUCUGCGGAAAACAACCAGCAAGAUAAGCAGUAUACAGCGUCUAGAAAUUUUGAAUAGCAAAGCCAUACCCUUGGACCAGACCAUAUUUGGUAUAUGAGGUGUAGUAUGCUUCACUGAAUGAUCUAUUUUUUUGCUUUGGGUCUUUUGGAAACGGUCCUUUAGGCGGCAAACUUUUAUUACUUUUUUAAUAUCAUCGGUUAUCACUUUAUCUUUUUCGUAGUCCCCAAUAUCCGUUGAAACAUUAUCUGUUAUUUCCACAUUGUCUUGUUUAAAACUAUUGUCAAAGUCGUUAAUAUUAGUCUUUGGUUGGCUUGAAGUAGAAAAUCCCUCAUUUAUUAAAGAAUCAUUCUGUACAUUGGUGCACAUUCGUUUGGACAGAAGCAGAUACGUUUUCAACUUGUAAAAACGAGUUAUUUUCACUUUUUUGUAGUGACUUAGAAUUGGAAAAGAAUAUAUAUAGUUUGGUUAACUUCAUAUUUUUUUCUUCUUUUCUGCCUUUUCAGUUUUCGUUUUUCUGCUCCGCAAAAAAAAUAAAAAAUUUAUCAUAUACACUGACAGCUUCACUUAUUUUAUUUUUAUAUGACUACGAGUAAAUAGUAAAUAUUUUCAAAAAUUUGAAUUUCGUCCCUAAACUUUGACUAAUUUCGACUAUAUUAUUUUUAAAACUUUUUAGGAACGAGAUUCCUUCCAUUAUAAAACAAUAAACAAUUAAAAAUAAAUUGGAACUUGGUUACACUAUACUAAGUCAAACCAUCACUAAAAGUAAAAUAAUAAACAAUUAAAUAUACACAGGCUUUUUUUACUAACCUGUUUUAGUCUACGAAAUAUGAAGCAAUGAGAAUUCAUAGAACAGACUCAAUUUGCUAGGGAAUAGCACUGAAAUGCAGAUUCCGCUUGUAUGUUUAUGGUUUAAUGGUAAUUCUAGAUGCAGAUUGGUUUUCCCAUAUUUUUCGGUUCUAUUUUACAGCAAUACACGCGUUGUUGCCGAUGCUGCAGUGUCCCGCGGUUGCCUAAAUUUGGUUUGAAAUACAGUGGCGACAAUAAGUACAGUCUACUAUAAUGGAAAUUCUAAAAUCGCCAUUAUGGGGCCUCGCCCUAUUCUUGUCUGUUAAACGUGGUAGGCAAAGAUGGUACUGUCAACCUCAGUAAUUUUAAAUUUUCUGCUCAUCAAUAAGUCCAAAUGGACCAAUCAAAGGUCGAGCUCUUGAAUGGCGGACCGACCAAUCAAAAGGUUGACCAACUAUUGUCAUACCAUCUUUAAUAUACAGUUUGAAAGUAUAGGAGGCCCCUUUGGUGGAUCCUUAAGGGCCACUGAGCACCAUAAACUUUACAUAUUUCUUUGUGAGCCGCAGCAGUGAAUAUGUUCGUUUCUGCACUCCAUUUAAAAUUAACCCACAUCUAAUAUCACACACUAUUUGCUUCUAAAGUUACGUCAAUGUGACCAGUAUCACGUGUCAAACGGCAAAGUCCAGCACUAACAUAAAUUACUCAAAAAAUAAAGCAAGGCUCUUUAUCAGUAAAAACCGAAAGUACUUGGUUGCCAAACUUAUAUUUAUAUUUAGGUACAGUGUAAAUUAAUUUUUCCAACAUAUUUGAAAUAGAGUUUAGUUAUGACUAAAUUUUUAAGUAAAAUUAAUUCAAUAGGACAGUAAAAUAAUAAUUCCAAAUCCAAGCUGACAAAUCUGACAAUUCAAGGUAAUGUAAAUUAACGUUAGGAUUACGAAACGGUUGAGUAGAAAAGUGGCUUCAUUGAUUUAGAAAAACUUGGUUCAUUUAAUCUGUCUUUGUUACAGUAAUAUUUUGAAAUCUCUUGACGUUUUUAAAACUAUUUGUUUGGGCUAAAUAUAGACAUAUGCAUUGUGAUAAAAGUCACCAGAACGGGCGGAUGUAAUUUGGGCGCUAAAGGAUUAAUGUACUUUUUACAACAUAUAAACUAGUCGCCAAGACCGAAGGGUCAUUUUAAUCCUAUGAGUAUUUUGGGCGCUAACCGACUGAAGUACAUGAUUUAUGAAAUACAGUUAUUUAUUAAAUCACCGACAUUUAUAAUAAGAUAUAUUUUUGUAUUUUUAGAUUUUCCUAUAAGAGAAAUGACCUGUUAUCACUUAAGGUCUGAAAAAAUUUACCGUUAGAGGGGGCUACUUUGCACUUUUUUUAAAUGAAAAAUCUGCCCUUAAUAAAGUUUCCUCACAACAUUUUUGUAACACUCUACAGAAUAAAGUAAAUUUUAUAUUUCUUUAUAUCUACCCUUCUUGGUCAGACAGGUAUGGAAGGAUGGUUAGCGCCCAAAUUACAUCCGCCGACCAGAACAUUUGUUGAAGUAGUUAUAGUAUUUAUCUGAAAAGUUUACAGGGCUCAAGUGAACUUUGCAGAAUAUGGUGUAUUAGUAUUCCUUUAUUGAAGGUAUCAAGAAAUUUUUUGUUUUUAAAAUGCCUCCAAAUUAUAUGUUAAUUCUGAUGACCUUUAUCUACUUAUAUCUGGUUAGGAGUUUUUCUAGAAGUAAACAUAAAUUCCCAUAUUAUUUUCAACGCAAUACCUUCUAAAUAUAUAUCAUAUAUCUUAUAUGUCCAUAGAAAAUUAAUUACUUAUGAAUUAUUAUUAUGAAAACUUUGCUUAUCCUUAACCAAAUAUAAGUAAAACAUUUGUAAAAAAGAUGCAUAUGACUUGUUACAUGUUUUUCCAGUUUAUUCAUUUACAUUUAAGCUCACUUUUAUUCUUUAUCAUCCAUAUGUAAAUUCUAUUUGUGAUAGAUUUAUUCAUUGUAAGAAGAAAAUGUAUGUUUCUUAAAAAUAUGACGUUUGUAUCUAAGAUAUUACAUAUAUACAUACAAUCCUC
This is a messenger RNA of Diorhabda sublineata, 23401 nucleotides long. Its product is annotated as neurofibromin. Gene Ontology annotation, biological process: regulation of GTPase activity. The transcript is spliced from 25 exons. NCBI's taxonomy places the organism in Eukaryota, Metazoa, Arthropoda, Insecta, Coleoptera, Chrysomelidae. The record is from RefSeq and is a predicted model, not a curated record. The coding region runs from base 82 to 8583 and encodes 2833 amino acids.